Molecule: messenger RNA, 2197 nt
Organism: Sipha flava (yellow sugarcane aphid)
Lineage: Eukaryota; Metazoa; Arthropoda; Insecta; Hemiptera; Aphididae
Product: carbonic anhydrase-like
Exons: 6
Coding region: 274-1233 (319 amino acids)
Cellular component (GO): cytoplasm
Molecular function (GO): carbonate dehydratase activity; zinc ion binding
Source: RefSeq, a predicted model, not a curated record
UUCCAGUGCAACGACACGGCCCACGAGUUCGAGUUUUAGACUACUACGGAUACAGACAACCGGCGGCUGCGCCAGCUGUGACGUUCGUUUACAGUGCGUAUACGUCCAUUUUUACAGUAUGAAAAUAUUAGAAACUAACGAAAUAACUCGCAACUGAAAUCAUUGUGGCAUUAUUGCGCGAAAAUAACUUUUUUAUCGUAAUUCACUUGAAUAUUUUAAUAUUAUUAGCCUCUUAAAUACAUUAUCUCUGGAACACGUGAAUCCACAUACAAUAUGCUUGUCGAACUAACCGUAUUAUUUUGGAUUACCGGUUUAGUAUAUGGAUCUCCAAACCAUCCAGGAGAUGAACAAUCUUUUGGUUACGAUUCUGGAGAACUUGAUCCCCCGCAUUGGGCUACUGAAUAUAAAACUUGUUCAGGAAAAUAUCAAUCACCUAUUGACAUCGAGGAGGAUCUUGUGACGAAGGUAAAUUUACCACUUUUACGUUUUCACAAUAUCGACACACUUCCAACAACAACAUCCAUAAUGAAUAAUGGACAUACAGUGGUCUUACAAUUAAAUUACUCGGCACCAGUAAUGAUCAGUGGAGGUCCUCUAACUCCCACCUACAAAUUCACUCAGUUACACUUUCAUUGGGGUGUUAAUGACUCAUUGGGCAGUGAAGAUCUCAUCAACAACCAUAGCUAUCCGAUGGAAUUACAUAUGGUGUUUACAAAUACAGACUACGAUAGUGAUUCAAUAGCAUUGACAAAAAAUGAUGGGUUAGUAGUCUUAGCUUCGUUCUUCGAAAUCACCAAAGAAGAUAAUCCUGUAUAUUCUGAAAUUGUUAAUGCCCUGGAUAUAAUACAUAUGCCCGAUACUUCAACAUUUUUGCCGAACGGGUUCACUAUUAGAUCUGUAUUACCAGAAUCAACAGAACAUUAUUUCACUUACAAAGGCUCUUUAACUACACCACCUUGCUUAGAAGUUGUUACAUGGAUAGACUUCAAACACCCAAUCCGACUCUCUCAUAAUCAGAUCCAAGCAUUCCGUAUGCUGCGUUCAAAACAUGGACAACUUACGCACAACGCAAGACCCGUGCAAGAGUUAUCGGGACGACCUGUAUGGUACAACGUGGGUGGGUUUGCAAAUCUGAACAUUCCAAAUACAAGUAGUGGAUUAACAUUUGAUUUUUCCAUAUUCAAUAUGGUCAUGUUAUUGUGUUGUAAACUCGCUACCUUAACGCUACUCUGAGGCUGUCUGCUAGAGUUUAAACUACAAAUACUAUCAACGUUUGGUUAUUAAUUAUGAUCCAAUGAAAUGAUGAUAAUUUCACUAUAUUUAUAUAUUUAUAUAUACCUUUAAAAUAAUUUUUAAUUUGAUUGUGUAUAUACGUAAAAUGAUUGAAAAAGUGUGUAUAAUUAUUAAUAUGUGAUAGAUCUCAACCAUAUAUUAGUCUUAAACAAUAUAAUAUGCAUAUUUUAUUUUCUAUUUAACGAAAUUAUUUUUUAUAUUUUAUUAUUAUUUUCAUAAUACUUAAUACAUUAAGAGAUUAUUUCCUAAUAAUAACUUUACCAACUAUUUUUAUAUCAAUUAUUUGAGAGAUAUUUAAUUAUUAUGUGUAUUUACAUGGCGUAUGCAUCACGCGUAUAUUCCUGUAGUUCUAAUAAAAUACUAAAUUCGUUCGAACCCAAGUGAUCGUGUGUUUUAUUUAUCAUGUGACAUUAAAUUUUUUCACAGUAAAAAUAGCAAGUAUAAUUUGUUUUCUUUUAUCGAUACCAUUUAUAAUGCUAUAAACUACAGUAUUUAUAGUUUAUAAUUUUAAACUAUUAUUUAAUUUUGUAGGUUUUAAUUGUCGAUCAUUAUUCAAUGUAUAAUAGAGAUUAGAUAAUAAAGUUAUCAUUACAUCUUACAUGUUUUGUUUGUAGAAACUGUAACAUACAAUAAUAAUUUAGUAUCAAGUAACAUAUACUACUAGAAUAGGAAAAUAUUGAUUUUAUAUUUAAGAUUUUAUGUUAAUCAAUUACAUUGGUGGUAUCUAGCUGACCUAGAAAGAUGGUUUUUAUGAAUAAUUCUGUUUAAUUAAAUGCAUGUAGCAUAGUUCUGUAUUGAAAGUAUCAGGUUUAUUUAAUUUGAUCAUUAUGUAAAAUGUUGUUAUUGUAAAUUGAGUCACUUGUGGCAUUAUUGCAACAAUCUAGAUAAAAUAAAAUAUUAUAAA